Microthlaspi erraticum is the source of this 723-nucleotide messenger RNA. Lineage: Eukaryota; Viridiplantae; Streptophyta; Magnoliopsida; Brassicales; Brassicaceae. The record is from the annotation of a GenBank genome assembly.
AUGCAAUCAAUAAUAAUAUCUCCACUACUUACUCAUCGGCUCUGUCUUGCUCCUCCUCCUGUAAACCGCCACCGUCUUCUCUGCCACGGUGCUCCUUCGAUCCGCCUUCCAAGCCACCGUUCUACCACCUCGCUCCGCCACUCCUCCUGCGCAGCGAGUCGGGACAGUGAAAUGGCGACUAAAGAUGUGCAGGAUCCGAGAAUCCCUAAGAUCGCCUCUUCCAUUAGAGUCAUCCCCGACUUCCCUAAACCAGGGAUCAUGUUUCAGGACAUAACGACCCUUCUUCUCGACACUGAGGCCUUUAAGGAUACCAUUGAUAUGUUUGUUGAAAGAUACAAAGGGAAAGACAUCUCUGUUGUUGCAGGUGUUGAAGCCAGAGGUUUCAUUUUUGGCCCUCCUAUUGCGUUGGCUAUUGGUGCCAAAUUUGUUCCCAUGAGGAAGCCCAAGAAGCUACCUGGGAAGGUUAUAUCGGAGGAGUAUUCGUUGGAGUAUGGAACAGAUAAGAUUGAGAUGCAUGUAGGUGCCGUAGAGCCUGGUGAGCGUGCUAUUAUCAUAGACGACCUCAUUGCCACUGGUGGGACUCUCUCUGCUGCGAUCCGACUACUCGAGCGAGUAGGAGUGAAGAUUGUGGAGUGUGCUUGCGUGAUUGAGUUACCAGAGCUUAAGGGAAGGGAGAAACUAGGAGAGACGCCACUAUACAUUCUUGUAGAGUCAGCUGCUUAA